AUGCCCUUUGAAUCUCCUUCUCACAUCGCACUCGUGACCAAUCCUGACAGAAAUGCACCAAGAGUAUCUCAUUCUACGAAUGCCAACACCCUGUCUACAGCUACAUCAAGGACCGCGGCGAAGCUCACACCCUCCUCAGCAAGAACUUCGCUUGAUCUACAAAUGAAUUCACACAUUGGAGCUGGAGAUAAACCAGAGAACUUGGAUGGGUUUCUGGUACAGAAAGAGGCUACCUUGCCCGGAACCCUGAACCCAUAUCAUGAUGGCCGCAUACGAACUGCAGUUCCGAGCAAGCUUAAGGGCAAGACAAUCGGGAACCAAGGCAACUUCAGUGUCCUGCAAAUGCAAGUUCAGAAGCCAGAGAUGACGGCGCGUGACCUUGCGGCCAAGCGUACAAGUGAAAGAACCGCUGCUGCUGCAAAGCUCGCGAGUUCUCAAGGAUAUCGUCACCCAAGGAGACUUCGGCUGCAACCUGCCACUACCUCUCCGGCCUCUGUUCCUGUUGCGAUACCUCUCGCUCAUACGCUCUCACCACCUCGUUCUCAACUCCCAUCUGUCGUUCCACCCACUCCUAGACCAAAUCCUCUACCUCAUAUCACCACUUCACCUACAUAUCAAGAACGAUACUUGGAGAAACAGGCGGUAGCGGUAGCGGACAUUACAUUGAAUAUUGAUUCACAUCAAGUUAGUGAUUCUUGUGCAGAAUCACACGGUCUGCAUCCAAUGAGUCCAGAGUAUUCUCGCAGGCAAUUCGCUGUAGACACUACACGAGAGGGCAAUGUCGCACAAGCAGAUGGCACAGUCGCAGACCAAGAUCCUAUGCAAGACAUAAAUUUAGAAGUCUCAGAUGAACCAUUCAUAACAGUAGACUCACAAAGAAUCGGAUCAGAACGCACGAGUGGGAUAACAAAGGUCACAAGAGAAGUCGACCGGGAACAAACAAGAGAAAUAACAGUUGAUUCACAAGGGGCCGACGCAGGUCAAACAACUGAGCAACAAUCUAUGCCCCAAUCUCUAUCACCUGCUGUAGUCAAGGCAGAACAGGCCCGCAUCCUCACGCUCUUUCGAUAUGCCCAACCAAGAUUCAUUUUGGACCAGCUUGUGGAAGCGCUGGUUCACUUUGGGACAAUACCUGAUGAGCCUCCGAACGAUAUGGCUUUAUUUACUAACAGUGCUUCUAACAAUGGCCCCGGCAAUCUCUUCGUUUCCUGGCUUUCUGAAAUUUUCCCUGCCAUCCCUCUCGAAUCGCAUAAAAUGAAGAAACCUCCAACAGGGAGGCCACGAGGCAGGCCAAAGGGAAGCAUCGCCAGUUACAACAAUCAGACGAAUUUAGUGCAGAAUGCGAGUACUGCUUUCAUUCCUCGGUCGCUUGGACCGUAUGGAGCAACGAGCACGCAAAUCACAUUGACUAGAGACGGAUCGAGCAAGUUACAGCAGGCCGUUGAAGGCGCCCAGGAGCCAGAAGUAGUGUUGUCGCCAGUUCCGACCGCUCAAAGUCCUACAGCUAUCAUUGUACCGACCUCGCGGGGACAGGAAGACUUGUCACUACAGCCCAUAGCAGAUAUUUCAAGCCGGACUGUUGCUAUUCCACGAAUGAGGUCGAUUUUUCCAUCAACGGCACCAGCUCCAGAAGUAUCUGCGCCAAACUCGACACCAGUACAGCGCAAGAAGCCUACAGGUAGGCCUCGCGGUCGACCACCUGGAUCGAAAAACAAGUCGAAGUCGAUAUCCAAAACACAAAGUGAUAAGGCUGGCCAACAGGAUUUGCGACCUGGCAAGUCAAACCACUCAAUGCCACAAUCUGGAACAUUGUGGCCUCUCCAGCCAAAUAGCGGCUCUUCAGAUACUGUUGAGUCAAGAACAGCUCAGGCAAAUGCACUAGGCAUACUUGGUAGUAUCAAAGAGAAGAGAAGGAAGGUUGAUCCCGACUCACAAAGGACCUUGCAACAAGCUCCAAGAGAAGGCCCAGCCACAAUCUUGCCUCAAGCCUCUGAUUCGACUGCACCACAAGCUAGCAGUUCACAACAAGCAAAACGGCGUCGUUUAUCCCGCGAGACAAUUCACAGAGAUCCUGUGUUGUCUGUAUCAAGCAUUUCUGGGUCACGGGCGCUGUCAGAUGUGUUUGAGAGCAACUCAAGCAUGGGAUUCCAAUCAGCUCAGUCUCGUCCGUCACCAUAUGCGCCACGGCAUCAAACUCAAAAUUGGGAUAUAGAACACCUCUACCAGGGGCAACAACCUCAAUCUCCGUUGCACCCUCACCUGCAGCACCAGUUAAAUCCACAGCAACUUUCACGAAAUACGGGAUCUGGAACAUGA
This is a messenger RNA of Fusarium poae, 2316 nucleotides long. RefSeq lists its product as uncharacterized. NCBI's taxonomy places the organism in Eukaryota, Fungi, Ascomycota, Sordariomycetes, Hypocreales, Nectriaceae. The record is from RefSeq and is a predicted model, not a curated record. The transcript has 2 exons. Gene Ontology annotation, molecular function: DNA binding. The coding region runs from base 1 to 2316 and encodes 771 amino acids.